Sorex araneus (European shrew) is the source of this 1861-nucleotide messenger RNA. RefSeq names its product DnaJ heat shock protein family (Hsp40) member B9 (gene DNAJB9). Gene Ontology annotation, cellular component: endoplasmic reticulum. The transcript is spliced from 3 exons. NCBI's taxonomy places the organism in Eukaryota, Metazoa, Chordata, Mammalia, Eulipotyphla, Soricidae. Bases 149 to 817 code for a protein of 222 amino acids. The record is from RefSeq and is a predicted model, not a curated record. Gene Ontology annotation, molecular function: misfolded protein binding; protein-folding chaperone binding.
UCUCCUUUAGAGGUGGCCGCGCCAGCCACAGCCUGCGGCCAGUAGAGCGCGGGCUGAGGGGGCCGAGGGAGCGGGGCGGCGGCGGCGGCGGCGGGAGCAGGUCGGCUGCGCGCGCGGGCGGUGGACUGGAGGCGGUGAGGACAUUAGGAUGGCUACUCCCCAGUCAGUUUUUAUCUUCGCGAUCUGCAUUUUAAUGAUAACAGAAUUAAUUUUGGCCUCAAAAAGUUACUAUGAUAUCUUAGGUGUGCCAAAAUCAGCAUCAGAGCGUCAAAUUAAGAAGGCCUUUCAUAAAUUGGCUAUGAAGUACCAUCCUGACAAAAAUAAGAGCCCUGAUGCUGAAGCAAAAUUCAGAGAGAUUGCAGAAGCUUAUGAAACACUCUCCGAUGCCAGUAGUCGAAAGGAAUAUGAUACACUUGGACAUAGUACUUUUACUAAUGGCCGAGGACAAAGAGGUAGUGGAAGUUCUUUUGAGCAGUCAUUUAACUUCAAUUUUGAUGACUUAUUUAAAGACUUUGAUAUUUUUGGACAAAACCAAAACACUCGUUCCAAGAAGAAUUUUGAAAAUCACUUCCAGACACACCAGGAUGGUUCCAAUAGACAAAGGCAUCAUUUUCAGGACUUUUCUUUUGGAGGCGGACUGUUUGAUGAUAUGUUUGAAGAUAUGGAGAAAAUGUUUUCUUUUAAUGGCUUUGACAACGCCAAUCGGCACACAGUACAGACUGAAAAUAGAUUCCAUGGAUCUAGCAAGCACUGUAGGACUGUCACUCAAAGAAUAGGAAAUAUGGUUACUACAUACACUGAAUGUUCAGGACAGUAGUUUGGUGGGUUUUGGUUAAUAAACCAACUAGUUGAUUCUUCCUUAAUAACUUUGAUGCAAAACAGUUUUCUGUGAACUAUUUUGACAAGAACAUGAUUUCAUGUAACUUGAUAAAAACUAUGAGAUCUUUUUAAAUUGUUUUUGAAAAAUUUAGCAACAUUCAGCUAGUAGAGAAAUUGCUAUUCAUUUCCUUGAUUAGGAAAGGUCCUUUUGUAAAAAGAUCACGUAAUUUGGCCUGGUCUUUUUCCCCCAUCUUGCCCUUAGGCUUUUUUGACAUGACCAGUUUUAUUAUAACCAAGGAAAAAUUGAGUUUGCCUGAUGUUUAAAGAUUAGACCUCAAAGGUUAUGGUAAAUGAAUGAUUUUUUUGCAGUGAAACUUUGCUAAUUUAAAAUUGCAUGCUCUGUGGCAUCUUUGAUUUAGCAACAUGGGUUGUUAAUGUAUGUGAAACUAAUUGAAUUGUUCAGCAACUGGAUAGCAGUAUCUAGGGUAAUUUCCCCUGAACACAUUAGAAAGGCUUGGUUUACUAUUCACCACAGAACUAUGCCUUUCUGUGUUUUAGAAUUGGGAUAAAGGAAAUGAUUGUGAUGCUCAUAAUCAUUUAGGCCAAAGGGAAACUGAAAAUUUAUAAAGCUAUUGCCAAGAAAUUGUUACAUGUUUGUUCCCUGGCUAAUGAUUUUAUAGUGUUGAAAUCAUAGCUACUUUACAUACCUUUUCACAUUUCUUUCUUGGUUCAUGCCUUAGGUCUUAAUAUGGACUUAACGUAUUUUUUUUUGAGUGUGGUUUCUUUCUUUGCACUCACUUUAUCUAGAGAUUGACUAAUACCUCAUUCUGUUUGUGAAAACAGCCAGUAAUUUCUGUGCAACCGUAUUAUGUGCAAUAUUUUUAAAUCCUAAAAAUGUGUGCUUUUGUUUUCAAAUAUUCUUAUUUCUAUAGUUCUGCACUUUUCCAUUUUAUACUCCAUAUUGAGUAUUAAUCCUAUGGAUACAUAUUAAAACUAGUAAAUGUCUCAUACAAUAUGUGUGAGAAAUACAAUAUUUACAAUA